Molecule: messenger RNA, 1075 nt
Organism: Ceutorhynchus assimilis (cabbage seed weevil)
Lineage: Eukaryota; Metazoa; Arthropoda; Insecta; Coleoptera; Curculionidae
Source: the annotation of a GenBank genome assembly
AAACUGUUGAAAAAGCUAAGAAGCAGAAGGUUAAUAUUUUUUUUCGCCUAUUGACCAUUAAACACAGAAAAUACACACAUUCUGAACCUAAAAAAAGGAGCUCGUUACUCUGAAAAUGGAUAACAGAAGAACCACAAUUCUGAAAACACCAUUCGGCUCUCAGCAGCCAAAACUAACAGGAUCAGAUUCGAAAUUCGUCAAACCAAGGAGCGUUCGGAAAAAAGAUGCUGCAAACACUACUUUAUCAUCUAAUUUCAAAUGCCUGCCAGUCUCCCGUUCUACUCCUUCAUUAAAUCAAUCGGUAAGACCAAACUUGGAUACUACAGUCUGUGGAUUCCCAGGUAUCAAACCCUCUAUGACUGCAGGGCCUCCACUUGUUGAUAAAGAAUUUGAACAUGAUUUAGCUUAUAACGAUUAUAUGGUAGCUUUAAUGAAGCAACAAUUAACUAAAAAGGUUAUUGAAAAUCAUAAAACAAACCUAAAUAGUCAGUUAAUUAUUCAAUGUGAGCAAUUGCUUAAGUUAGAAAACAUUUUUAAGGAUAUUGCUUAUGAAACGGAAGCUUUAAUUGAACAAAGAAAAAGUCUUGAAAUGCUUGAUACUUUCAAAUUCUGUAUGGAUGAAAAAGAUGCAGUAUGUUCAAAAUAUAACACUUAUGAACGUUUGAAUAAACUUAUCGUAAUCUUAAAUCAAGAAUCGAAUCUUGUUAGGACUGCAAAAAUCAAACCAAUAAAUUCACAAGAAGAAUAUGAAAAGUUCAUAGAAACAUUGAAGAGUUUAAAAAGUGUAACAGAAAAAAUUCUAAGUGGGGACAGGAAAUUUCAAGAAGUUAAUGAGUUAACUAUGUAUGUCAAGAAAUUCAAUGAAAUAAAUUCUACAGCUUCUUCAAUGGUAGAUGAAUUAUAUGAUUCCAAUAAAAAAGCUAUAUGUUUAUUUUUGAAACAAUUUUCAGAUAAUUUUGCUAAACAAGGAGGGUAUUUUUAACCUGUAUUGUAAAAACCUGUUUGUCUACAUUUAGCUUAGGUUCUUAUCAGACAGUAUGCAUUGGUCAGAUCAAAUAUGUAUGUACUUCGUUCC